Fusarium poae is the source of this 777-nucleotide messenger RNA. RefSeq lists its product as uncharacterized. NCBI's taxonomy places the organism in Eukaryota, Fungi, Ascomycota, Sordariomycetes, Hypocreales, Nectriaceae. The record is from RefSeq and is a predicted model, not a curated record. Bases 1 to 777 code for a protein of 258 amino acids. The transcript has 4 exons. Gene Ontology annotation, molecular function: oxidoreductase activity, acting on the CH-OH group of donors, NAD or NADP as acceptor.
AUGACACUCAUUGUCGUGGUGGGAGCAACUCGUGGCUUAGGUGCCAGUAUCAUCAAGCAAUAUGCCGGAAAAGGCGACAACACCGUCUAUGGCACAACGAGAUCGUCAGAGGGACCCAAAGAUUUCUCUGCAGAUGUGAAGUGGCUUCCCGACAUUGAUCUCAUGCAACAAAAUGUCGGCGAGAAGCUCGCCGACCUCUUGGAACCUUCCCGGCCGAUUGACAUCUUGAUCAUCACAGCAGGUUACUUCGCUACAGAGGACUUGACUGCCGACAAAGGCCCCAACUGGGAGGAGGAGCAGCGCAUGUACACAACCAGUUCCAUCGCCCCUGUCUUUAUCGUUCAUCAACUCGUUCGCAAACGGCUUUUGGGAAAAGGUUCCAAGGUAGUGCUCGUAUCCUCCGAGUCUGGCAGCAUCACACUACGACACCCCAAAGAAGGUGGUGGCAACUAUGCUCAUCAUGCUAGCAAAGCUGCUCUCAACAUGGUAGGCAAGCUACUUAGCUUGGACCUUCAAGACCAGGGCGUCAUUGUUAGUAUCGUGCAUCCGGGCUUUAUGCGAACUGAAAUGACAAAGGGUGUUGGGUUUGAUAAGUUUUGGGAUGAAGGCGGAGCCGUGACACCGGGCGAGGCGGCCACGAGCCUCAUCGAGUGGACAGAUAGGCUCGAUACCACCAAGACGGGUCAAUACUGGGCACCACGAGGACCAGGAGACAUUGGGACUGCCGAGGUUGUUCUAGGCAAAGACUUGGCUACACCACUACAACUACCCUGGUAA